Indicator indicator is the source of this 1975-nucleotide messenger RNA. RefSeq names its product cytochrome P450 2H1-like. The coding region runs from base 1 to 1479 and encodes 492 amino acids. The record is from RefSeq and is a predicted model, not a curated record. The transcript has 9 exons. Gene Ontology annotation, molecular function: iron ion binding; heme binding; oxidoreductase activity, acting on paired donors, with incorporation or reduction of molecular oxygen, reduced flavin or flavoprotein as one donor, and incorporation of one atom of oxygen. Gene Ontology annotation, biological process: xenobiotic metabolic process. Gene Ontology annotation, cellular component: cytoplasm; intracellular membrane-bounded organelle. NCBI's taxonomy places the organism in Eukaryota, Metazoa, Chordata, Aves, Piciformes, Indicatoridae.
AUGGAGCUUCUGGGAACGGUCACUAUUUUCUUGCUGGUCUGCAUCUCGUGCCUUCUCGUUGCCACAUGGAGCAGAUCACAAAAAGGGAAGAUGCCUCCGGGUCCCACCGCAUUCCCCAUUCUUGGAAGCGUGCUCCAGCUGAACCCAUGGAACAUACCUGAAAGCUUGAAGGAGCUCAGCAAGAAGUAUGGUCCUGUCUUCACCAUACAUUUAGGCUCAGAAAAAGUUGUGGUGCUAUAUGGCUAUGAUGUUGUGAAAGAAGCUCUGAUUGAUCAGGCAGAUAACUUCAGUGGAAGAGGCAGUCUACCACUGCUGAAAAAACUCCUCCAAGGCACAGGUAUUUUGACUAGCAAUGGGGAGACCUGGAAGCAGAUCCGGCGGUUUACACUCACCACCCUGCGAGAUUUUGGGAUGGGGAAGAAGAGCAUUGAGGAGCGAAUCCAGGAGGAAGCCCGUUUUUUGGUGGAGAGGAUCAGGAACACAAAAGAGCGACCCUUCAACCCUGGCAACUACCUAGUCCAUGCUGUUUCCAAUAUCAUCUGUUCUGUCAUCUUUGGGGAUCGGUUUGACUAUGAGGACAAGAAAUUUCUAACUUUAAUUGAUUUGCUAGAAGAAAACAACAACCUCCAGAACUCCAAAUCUACACAGCUUUACAAUUUCUUCCCAACUGUCAUGGACUAUUUACCUGGGUCUCAUCAGAAAUUGAUAGAAAAUACUGAAACAGUUAAUAGCUUUGUUUUGGAGAUCAUAGCAGAACACCAGAAAACCCUGGAUCCCACUUGUCCUCGAGAUUUUAUCGAUGCUUUCCUUUACAAAGUGGAACAGGAGAAAGGAAAUGCUCACUCAGAAUUCACCACUGAGACCUUGAGCAGAACCACGAUCGACUUGUUCUUAGCAGGAACAGGAACUACCAGCACCACACUGAGAUAUGGAAUUACGAUUCUUCAGAAAUACCCAGAGAUAGUAGAGAAAGUUCAAAAAGAGAUUGACUCUGUGAUUGGCCGAGAUCGAAGUCCCUCCGUGGCAGACCGGAGCCAGAUGCCCUACACAGAUGCUGUGGUCCAUGAAAUCCAGAGAUUCAUUGAUUUCCUUCCAAUUAAUGUCCCACAUGCUGUGACCAAAGACAUCAAGUUCAGAGGCUAUUUUAUCCCCAAGGACACUAUGAUAUUCCCUAUGCUGCAUCCUAUCCUACAUGAUAACAAGGAAUUUCCAAAUCCAGAAAAAUUUGACCCAGGACAUUUCCUGAAUGCAGAUGGUACCUUUAAAAGGAGUGAUUACUUCAUGCCAUUUUCUGCAGGAAAACGCAUUUGUGCAGGAGAAGGUCUGGCCCGGAUGGAGAUAUUCAUAUUUUUAACAGCCAUCCUGCAGAACUUCACUUUGAAAUCUGCUGUAGAUUGCAAGGACAUUGACAUUUCCCCAGUAACCACCACUCUUGCAAAUAUUCCCCGACCUUAUGAGGUCUCUUUUCUUCCACGUUAGCCAAUGAAGACAGCUGCCAGCUGCCAACCUCAUGAAAGCUCUGGUUGAACGACAGCCACUUCACAACCUGUUGAGACUGAAACUCUCAAAUCAUUUGAUAGAUACUAUAUGCUUUCAUAAUCUCCACAGCCAGCUCUCAGAGAGAGUAGGCAAAUAGGACAGGGAAGGAGACAACUCCCUGUACAAAAUGAUACAGGCUCUCCUCUGCAUUUACCUCACCUAGCUCAAGUUCCUAUCUGGCUCCUGACAUACUGACAUGUCAGUGAAUGUAGACUCGUGCUCUAAGAGCUCUCUUGCUGCUGUCCCCAAUGACUUGAUCCUCUCAGCAGGAACAGACUCUGUUUGAGGUACCUCCCUCCUCUGUAUUUUCAGUUUGUGUUCUGUUGGUAAAGGCAAGCAUCAAACAGUGGUUUUCUUCCUGUCAGAAGAUGACUAUCUACUGUAUUGAAAUGAGAGUUUAUGUUGCAAAAUAAAGAAGUAGUAUACUGAGUUGUUG